This is a messenger RNA of Rhinichthys klamathensis goyatoka, 2006 nucleotides long. RefSeq lists its product as uncharacterized. Bases 863 to 1978 code for a protein of 371 amino acids. NCBI's taxonomy places the organism in Eukaryota, Metazoa, Chordata, Actinopteri, Cypriniformes, Leuciscidae. The transcript is spliced from 8 exons. The record is from RefSeq and is a predicted model, not a curated record.
GUGGGCAUAUAUAUCUUGGCAAGUCCAACAUAUUGUUUGCUGUUAAAUGACUUUGCAAACACACUACUUAGAUCAUUUGUUAAGCAUUUUGGUGAACUCUAUGGUCACUGUUUUGUAGUGUACAACAUACAUGGUCUAACUCAUCUCAGUGAUGAUGUGAAGGUGCAUGGCCACUUAGAUUUAAUAUCAGGGUUUCCUUUUGAAAACUACUUAAAAAAAAUUAAAGGAAUGGUUAGAAAACCUAGCUCUCCACUACAGCAAGUUAUACGCAGAAUUUCAGAACUUGAUUCAACAAGUUUAAAUGAUGAGGAAACCCAGAAAGCUCACAAAAAAUUGAAAAUGCUGCACUCAGAUGGACCUGUUCCAGAAGGAUUCACAGGAGCGGUCUCCCAAUUUAAGGAACUGUCGAUAGAUGAGUUUGUCAUCAACACAUCAGAGAGGGACAGAUGUAUAAAAAUGAACAAUAAGAUACUAUUGGUUCAGAAUAUAAUUGUCUUUGAAAAUGAGGAAUAUAUUGUCUGCAAAGAAUAUAGACACAUUGCAAAGUUCUUUGAUUAUCCCAUUGUGUCCACUGAUUUGGGAAUUUGUUUUGUGUCAGAUCUGUCACCAAAGCUGAUGUGCUUAACAUUAGAUGCCAAAAUGCAGAAGUGUGUCCGGUUGCCUGUGGAGGUUGGAUUUGUUGUCAUUCCACUUCUUCAUGCAGACCCAUCCUAAAUGUCAUUCAUAGCGUGGUGUUUUGGUAGACUUUAAAGCUGAAUUUUAGAUAGUCCAAUCUUUUUCAAAAUGAAUUUAUGUGCAGACUGGCAUCACAAUUAGACAGCAGUGACAGAGUCCAGCCUGCCUUGGUUUAUCUCAGUAGGUCAUGUUUUACAUUGUAGAGUUUCUAGAAACCCAAGAAGUUGAAGUGGUACCAGCACUUUGGGUUGAAGAAGAAAUAUGUCAAUGGCCUGCUCAAUACAGACGUGAUGAAUUAGUAAAGGCCAUAAGAAGUGAGGAGCAACCUGGAAACAUGUGGGACGCAUAUUCUGUUAGAAUUUUAUAUAAAGCUGCAACCUACAAAGCUGCUCGUCUGAAACUUCCUCAAGCGGAAACACAAACCGACCUUCAGACAGCAGAGGAAGAAGCUGUGGACGAAAUUCCGAAGAAAAAGCGAAAAAGGCUACCAAACAUUCGUUUUGAGAGUGACGACGAAGAUUUGGUCAAACAAACAGGAUCGUUGCCUCCAGCCCCAAAGAUAACAGGACCAAACUUUGCAAUUGAGUCUGCAAUAAAGAGAAGAGUUCAAAAUAAGCCUCAAACCCCAAAGCAGAUGACAAGUCCUGAGCCCUGGCGUGCUGAAAAAAGCCCCGAACCCAGUCGGUCUAUGGGAAGUUCUGAAGCACAACAGUCGGGAACAGUUACUUUAAGUGGUCUUGCUCCUCUUCUGCAUAGAAUUCUUACAAAUCAGGAAAUGAUGAUGGAUCAACUAAAAGUCAUCCUGAUGAACAUGCAGAAAAUGGGCGAACCUGCUCAUGGGCAGGAUCCCAUCGACAGAGACUUACUGCCGCUGAAAGAUCUUACCUCCCUGCUGGCUGUGGAAAAACGUCUGAGGGAAGAGGCUGACCUCAAAAAAAAAAUGAUUACUGCAUUGAGCUUCAUUGGAGGAGUCGAUGUUAAGGAUAGCGUUUGGCGGGUUAUGGGGCACUGUAUUACCAACUCCCUUGGCAAACAACUUAACUGGCGUGGCAUCAAUGGCAAAACAGCUUUCCACAAACUGCAGCUGAAAGAUGUCAUUACUGGAACGGUCAGAACCAAUAGACUGACAGCUGCGGCCACUGAUCAAGAAAUUGAAACAUUUAUUAAAAAAUGGCUUCAUCUGUCAAGUGACCGAGACGGAGGGAGAAGAGAAAGGGAGAAACGGAGGAGGUCCCAAGACACCUGCUUGCAAGAUUGCCAUGAUGACGCAGAUGGGCCCAGUCAAGGAGGUCAAAUUCUUUAAUUUUGGAUGGCUCCAUUUGUCAGUGUUU